UUUUCCCGAAUCCUCGCCAUCACCACAUCUCUACCUGUGUUUAAUCAACGAUCAAGACGAAUUUCCGUAUUCGAGCAAUCCUCUUUAAGUUUCUAUACUUUUCUUGUAUACCUGUUGCUGCAACCUAAUUCAUUCGCAUACAACAACUCGCCUUCAUCCACGCGAAGAGCGUAAAACGGCGCUUCUUACAAUUUAUCUACCUAGCCGUCCCGACAACGUGUCAGGAUGGCCGUCACAUCUAUACAAGACCGCACGGCCGAGUUCCGCUCCGUGCUCACUCAAGUUCAAAGGCGGCAAGCCUCAUCUAAGGUCGGCGCGCAGAGAAGAUCUCUCUUAACAGACUCGCAAAAAGCAGCCGCCAAUGGCGAUGCGCAACCGCACCGGAGAUCGGAAUUCGCUAGGCGUGCCGCUGAGAUAGGGCGCGGGAUCGCUGCUACGAUGGGCAAAUUAGAGAAGCUGGCGCAGUUGGCGAAGCGCAAGACACUAUUCGACGACCGACCCGUCGAAAUUAAUGAGCUCACCUUCAUAAUAAAACAGGACUUAUCUUCCCUAAACCAACAGAUUAGCGGACUACAGUUGCUAACGCGACAGCAACACCCUAAAGCGGAUCAAGAAGGCGAACAUAAUAAGAAUAUCGUAUUAAUGCUACAAGGUAAACUUAGUGACGUUGGCGCCAACUUCAAGGAUGUACUUGAGGUACGCACCAAGAAUAUCCAGGCGUCGCGGUCGCGCACCGAGAACUUCAUAUCCUCCGUAUCGCAACAUGCGCAAUCGUCAUCUCUCCAACAAUCUGCGAGUCCUUUGUACGGAACACCGAAUCGCGGCACGCCGUCACCCGGCGCGGACUUAUUGACACUAAACCCACCAUCCGCGAUAGGCGACCAGCAGCUGCUUAUGAUGGAAGAGGCGGCACCGCAGAACUCAUAUAUCCAGCAGCGAGGCGAAGCUAUCGAGGCUAUCGAGAAGACCAUCAGCGAGCUAGGGUCAAUUUUUGGGCAACUAGCGCAGAUGGUAUCGGAGCAGAGCGAGAUGAUCCAGCGCAUUGACGCUAACACUGAGGAUGUUGUCGAUAAUGUUCAAGGCGCCCAGCGUGAAUUGCUCAAGUACUGGUCCCGCGUAUCGAGUAAUCGGUGGUUGAUCGCCAAGAUGUUUGGCGUGUUGAUGAUCUUCUUCCUGUGAGUAGCUUUCUUUCUACAAUUCAUUCAUUGUGUUCUUAUUGUAUAUCCGCUCU
Molecule: messenger RNA, 1231 nt
Organism: Daldinia decipiens
Lineage: Eukaryota; Fungi; Ascomycota; Sordariomycetes; Xylariales; Hypoxylaceae
Product: putative ER-golgi SNARE complex subunit
Exons: 3
Coding region: 226-1179 (317 amino acids)
Biological process (GO): vesicle fusion; endoplasmic reticulum to Golgi vesicle-mediated transport; intracellular protein transport
Cellular component (GO): endomembrane system; Golgi membrane; SNARE complex
Molecular function (GO): SNARE binding; SNAP receptor activity
Source: RefSeq, a predicted model, not a curated record